Messenger RNA from Sphenostylis stenocarpa, 245 nucleotides. Lineage: Eukaryota; Viridiplantae; Streptophyta; Magnoliopsida; Fabales; Fabaceae. The record is from the annotation of a GenBank genome assembly.
AUGCUUGGAAUGGGGUACAAAUGCAAGGAUCCGCGCCUAACAUUUAUAGGAGGAGCCAGGAGGGUCGGGACGGCCGUCUGGGUUGGGACGACCGUCUCACUUGAAUUUUUACCCUUGGGACGACCGUCUCACUCAAAAUUUGGCCCUGAGACGGGCGUCUCAAAUGUGGGACGGGCGUCCCACUUGAAAUUGGCUAUUUGGGACGGCCGUCUCGACCCUUGGGACAACUGUCUCGAGCUUUUCAA